This is a messenger RNA of Cucumis melo (muskmelon), 830 nucleotides long. RefSeq names its product protein LHCP TRANSLOCATION DEFECT. Gene Ontology annotation, cellular component: chloroplast envelope; chloroplast stroma. Bases 203 to 709 code for a protein of 168 amino acids. The transcript is spliced from 2 exons. The record is from RefSeq and is a predicted model, not a curated record. Gene Ontology annotation, biological process: intracellular protein transport; granum assembly. Lineage: Eukaryota; Viridiplantae; Streptophyta; Magnoliopsida; Cucurbitales; Cucurbitaceae.
GUUUUUAUCUCUUCCCAUUCCAUUAGAGUGAUAGGCUUUAUCUUUCAUCACUGUCAAAAUUCAUCCAACGUCCAAGAUCUCUUCUGCAAAGAGUUACCCACAAUUCUCUCAGACUCAUUGGCCCACCGGAUACCGAGUGGAUGGAUAGAACCUCCAAGAUUGCGAGAGCAAAAGCUCAGCCAAAACUUGCACAAACUCACCCAUGGCUUCCCUCUCUUGUACUACCUCCAUUAAUCUCACCCCAAGAUCCUUCAAUUCUCGCCCCCCAUUCAAAUUAGCUUCCCAUUUUCUUGGUCUUCAGUCCAACCUUCGAUGGCUCUCACCCCUCUCCAUUGGACCCUCCAAUGGGUCUAGAGCAACUUGCUGGUUCAAUUUAAGGCAAAAUGCCGAGGGUGCAGGCAUUUAUGGCAGCCAGUCCCGAGAUGAUUUCAACAGAGAUGAUGUUGAGCAGUAUUUUAACUACAUGGGAAUGCUGGCUGUAGAAGGAACAUAUGACAAAAUGGAAGCUCUUUUGAGCCAAGACAUUCACCCAGUGGACAUUUUGUUGAUGCUGGCUGCCUCAGAAGGAGACAAACCAAAACUUGAGGAGCUAUUGAGAGCUGGGGCUAGUUAUGAUGUGAAAGAUGUAGAUGGUCGAACUGCCAUUGAUAGAGCACUUAACGAAGAAAUUAAGGAUUUUAUUCUCAAAUUUUCUGCUAAAAAGGCAUGAUUUUGGUUGGAAGUUGCUCUGUUUUGAUAGGUUCUAGAAAGAGGUUGUUUAAGAUUUGUAUUUUCACUGCCUUCUGAUGUUAAUUAUAUUGUGUUAAAUAUAAGCCUGUCUUUAUCAAUUA